Vombatus ursinus (common wombat) is the source of this 1530-nucleotide messenger RNA. RefSeq names its product alcohol dehydrogenase 1-like. Lineage: Eukaryota; Metazoa; Chordata; Mammalia; Diprotodontia; Vombatidae. The transcript has 8 exons. Gene Ontology annotation, molecular function: zinc ion binding; all-trans-retinol dehydrogenase (NAD+) activity. The coding region runs from base 40 to 1185 and encodes 381 amino acids. The record is from RefSeq and is a predicted model, not a curated record. Gene Ontology annotation, cellular component: cytosol. Gene Ontology annotation, biological process: retinol metabolic process; retinoic acid metabolic process.
GAAGAUUUCUAUUUUCUCUGCUGCUUUUGAGGCAGAAAGAUGAAGCAAGCUAAGUUUUCUAUGGAAACUGCUGGCAAGGUUAUCACAUGCAGGGCAGCCAUUGCCUGGACAAUUAAUGCUCCCUUGUGUAUUGAGGAGGUGGAAGUUGAUCCACCAAAGGCUGGAGAGGUUCGAAUUAAGGUUUUCUCUUCAGGCAUCUGUGGCUCAGAUAAUCACAUACUAGAUGGAACAUUCCCUGUACCUUUACCUGCAAUUUUGGGACACGAAGGAGCUGGGGUAGUAGAAAGCAUUGGAGAAGGCGUGAGCAGUGUGAAACCAGGAGAUAAAGUCUUAAUGAUCGGUCUACCUCAAUGCCGAAAAUGUGAUUCCUGUUUACAUGCCAAGGGCAACUAUUGCCUGAAGGCAGAUCUGUUUUCUUCUGUUGGACUGAUGCUUGAUGGUACCACCAGAUUUACAUGCAGAGGGAUGAAAGUGCAUAACUUAUUUGGAACAAGCACAUUUACUGAAUACACCGUGAUGCGUGAGAUAUCAGUAGCAAAAAUUGAUGAUGCUGCACCCCUGGAGAAAGUCUGCAUAUUAGCCUGUGCAAUCCCCACAAGCUAUGGAGCUGCUAUUAACACAGCACAGGUCACCCCUGGUUCCACCUGUGUUGUCUUUGGGCUUGGAGGCGUUGGCUCUGCAGUUGUUCUGGGGUGCAGAGCAGCUGGUGCUGCCAGGAUCAUCGGCAUUGACAUCAAUGAAGGGAAAUUUGCCAGGGCAAAAGCUCUUGGCGUCACUGAUUGCCUUAAUCCUCGAAACUUCAAGAAGCCCAUCCAGCAGGUGGUGGUGGAAAUGACUGGGGUUGGUGCUGACUUUACUUUUGAGGCCAUUGGGACUAUCGAGACGAUGGUUGCUGCUCUGGAAUCCUGUAACCUGAGUUAUGGUGUCUGUGUUAGUCUUGGAGUACCACCAGUAAAAUCCCAGCUUUCUUUGGACCCAAUGAAGCUUCUAUCUGGCCGGACCCUGAAAGCGUGCUUGUUAGCAUUCGCUGUGUUCUGUUGUUCUGAGAUCCUAGUGGAGGAAAGGGGAAUGGGAAUCCAAGGAGACAUCCUUCCUUGCUACAGUAUCAUCCUCUUGGGGUCUUUAUAUAGAUCAGGACUGGGGUUAGAAACUUGGUACUUCCAAGAACAGUGGGAAAUGGAAUAAACUACUUCUGAACAUUAUGCCAUUAAAUAUGUUUGUUUUAAAUCUGUGUGCAAAGUUGACUCAUGUAUUAAAAGGGAAAAAAUAUGGGAGUUUAGUUCUUCUGUCUAAUUAUAUCAACAUAGGUUGAUACUCUCCUAUAAAGAAAGGUUCCUACCAAUUUAAAAAUACUAUAGCUCCAUCCUUAAAUUAGUGUGAACUCUGAGUUAUCUCAUAAGGACUACACUUGCAUUUUCAGUUCUUGACUGGGGUAAUUUUAAGCCUAAAGCAAAGCUUUUGCUCCUCAUCCUUUUGCUGAGCCUGUGCUCUUACGUCAAAUUGCUUGCUGUCUUGGGGAAGGAAAAGUGA